Molecule: messenger RNA, 795 nt
Organism: Pyricularia oryzae 70-15
Lineage: Eukaryota; Fungi; Ascomycota; Sordariomycetes; Magnaporthales; Pyriculariaceae
Exons: 2
Coding region: 209-658 (149 amino acids)
Source: RefSeq, a predicted model, not a curated record
GUACGCUGAAAGAAGUGCAACGCUCCACAACGACCCGAACUACCCGUACCACCAGGGAAAUGCCAUCGUUUCGUCCAUCAAUUACAGCGGACUGACCACGUCGGGCGAAACCGCAUCAAACAAAGCCUUGAUCAAAACCAGCAAAUCAGUGUUUUUGUUUUCAAUUUAGGACUUGAUCGAACACCGCUGUUUGUUUUCUCGCUCUGUUAUGGCCUCGCCCAACGAGUCGAGCCCUCUAUUGCCUGACCCCAACAACAAGCCCUCGAAACGAGACGAGAUGAGCGCGUUGACCUACUGGCGCGUCGGAGCCGUCUACGGCGCCACGGCCGUUGCGAUGGGUGCCUUUGGCGCCCACGGGCUCAAGAAGCGCAUCACGGACCCACAGAAGAUUGCGAGCUGGGGCACGGCGGCUCAUUACCAGCUUCUUCACUCCGGUGCUGUGAUGCUGGCGGCAAGUGUUGGAACUGGCAACCCCGUGGCGGCUGGCCUCUUCACCGCAGGCAUGACAAUGUUCAGUGGCAGCAUAUAUGCCUUGAUCCUCGAUCCCGAGAGGUUCAAAUUCCUUGGACCCGUGACACCCAUUGGAGGAGUUUGUCUUAUUGCUGGCUGGAUUGCAUUGGGCUUCACCAAGCGCGGUGCCUUCCCGCGUCUACGAUAGAUGUGUAAAACACAGGUGCUAUUUGAUUACUCCUCUCUCACACAAAACUUUUAUCAGUGACAAAUUCGCCAACGUGUAUCAAAGCCCGCACAAAGUUCAAAGUAAGAAUCAUCUGAUAUAUUCCGUUUUAAAAAUCC